Acyrthosiphon pisum (pea aphid) is the source of this 507-nucleotide messenger RNA. It is a transcript of the gene Zip48C, whose product is annotated as Zinc/iron regulated transporter-related protein 48C. Gene Ontology annotation, biological process: zinc ion transmembrane transport. Lineage: Eukaryota; Metazoa; Arthropoda; Insecta; Hemiptera; Aphididae. The record is from RefSeq and is a predicted model, not a curated record. Gene Ontology annotation, cellular component: membrane. Gene Ontology annotation, molecular function: zinc ion transmembrane transporter activity.
AAAUUUGGCCAUGGGAAUUGGCAUACAAAAUUUUCCGGAAGGAUUGGCUGUCAGCUUACCCUUGCAAGCAGCCGGAUGUUCGAAAUGGAAAAGUUUUUGGUAUGGACAACUUAGCGGCAUGGUGGAGCCGAUUGCUGGACUCGUGGGCAUAUUCGCCGUUUCGUUUAUCAAGCCGCUGUUGCCUUACGCCCUGGCGUUCGCCGCGGGUGCGAUGAUUUACGUGGUCGUUAACGACAUCAUACCGGAGUCAAAUUCCAGUGGCAACGGGAAGCUGGCCAGUUGGUGUUGUAUCGUGGGAUUCGUCGUGAUGAUGUCAUUGGACGUGGGACUCGGUUGACUUCAUUAGGUAUUACCCGUCAUUUUUUUCCUACACUGACCCAUAUUAUUAUUAAUUUUUUUUUUUUGAUUCACCUAUCCUAUAUUUAAUGCAAUUUAUUUAUAGACUUUAAUUUAGUUGUAUGUGCUAAUCAAUGCAUGUUUAAAAUAUAAAAUAUUUUUAUUUAUUUA